AUGAAACACAUCAUCGUCACAGGCGCCGCAAACGGUCUCGGACGAUAUCUCGCAACCGACCUCCUCACACGCGGAUACCGCGUAACAUUCGCCGAUGCAGACCGUGCCGCACUCCAAAAACUCCCGUCACUGAUCCCCGAUACAAAGAACGCGCAUUUCCAGUAUUGCGAUAUAUCAAGUGAGGACAGCGUCAAAAAGCUGUUCGAGGAUGCGAUCAGCGCGGAUCCGGAGGGUGGGUUGUGGGGACUCGUUAAUAACGCCGGAAUCGCUGCUGCAUUUCUUGAUCCCUCUAAUCCCGCUGCGACGAUGGAUGAAUUGCCAUCUUCGGCGUUUAUGUCGUAUGUCAACACGAAUUUGGUUGGGACGUAUAUGUGUUCGCGGUAUGCUGUGCCGUAUUUAAGGAAGAGUGAGGGAUGUGUGGUGAAUAUCGCUAGUACGCGGGCGUGGAUGUCGGAGCCGAAUUGUGAGGGGUAUGCGGCGUCCAAAGGUGGUGUGGUGGCAUUAACGCAUGCGAUGGCUGUUUCUCUUGGUCCUAAUGUUAGGGUGAACUCUGUUUCGCCAGGGUGGAUUGAUGUACGGCAUCUGCAGACAGACACGAAGGGUGAGGAACAGGAGGAGUUAAGGAAGGAGGAUCAUGAGCAGCAUCCGGCGGGGAGAGUUGGGAUGCCGGAGGAUUUGGCGAGGGUUGUGAGGAUGUUGGUGGAGGAUGUGGGGGGGUUUAUUACUGGGCAGGAUUUUGUUGUGGAUGGAGGAAUGACGAAGAAGAUGAUUUAUAAAGAGUAG
Saitoella complicata NRRL Y-17804 is the source of this 783-nucleotide messenger RNA. Its product is annotated as short-chain dehydrogenase/reductase SDR. Gene Ontology annotation, molecular function: oxidoreductase activity. Bases 1 to 783 code for a protein of 260 amino acids. The transcript has a single exon. NCBI's taxonomy places the organism in Eukaryota, Fungi, Ascomycota, Saitoellomycetes, Saitoellales, Saitoellaceae. The record is from RefSeq and is a predicted model, not a curated record.